Messenger RNA from Leopardus geoffroyi (Geoffroy's cat), 4083 nucleotides. It is a transcript of the gene ZBED8L, whose product is annotated as family with sequence similarity 200 member A. NCBI's taxonomy places the organism in Eukaryota, Metazoa, Chordata, Mammalia, Carnivora, Felidae. The transcript is spliced from 3 exons. Bases 2248 to 3975 code for a protein of 575 amino acids. The record is from RefSeq and is a predicted model, not a curated record.
GGGUGGACAGGUGGGGACAGAGGUGGAUGUGUACAGCUGUGUUCCGCGGCUCCUCGCGCCGUCACCGCCCCCCCGACGGAGUGGAGGGUCCAUGUCCCUGCCCUGUGUUCCGGCCUCGUCCGUAGGGAGCGCCGUCUCUCUCUGCAGAGACAGCUCUGGAUCCAAGUGGAAAAGGCACGCGUUUUGUUUUCUGGGCCAGGUUGAGAUGCCUCUGGGACCGGGAAGAGGCAGUCCGCUGAGGGCUCUUCCUGGGCCUUCUUUCCUCGGUUUUCACCCCAGGGGAUAGUGGAAGACAGGAUCCGAGGCCAAUUUCUCUGUUUCCCCAGUUGUCCGUAUUUGCAUUCCUUCUGGUGAGGGCUUCCCCACCCCCACCCUCAUUCCUAGACAUCCUGAAUGUAAAAUGAGGAAGACUCUCGAAGCUAUCAAGCUCCGCGGGUUUUUACCAAUUUGUUAAGCUUCGUAAAUGUGUGCAGAUCACUUGCUCACCUCCAAGCCCACCACCAUUAAUGGUGGUAGUGUUUGAAACCUAGUGAGUAAAGUGAUUUGGAUGCAGUAGGAAAGAUUACACACACCUCACUCUUUUCCCUUGCAGUUUCUGAGCUUUAUUAAUUUUUUAUAGUGUGUUUAUUUUGAGAGAGACGGAGACAGCACCAGUGGGGAAGGGCACAGAGGAGGGGAGGGCAGAGAGGAGGAGCGAGAAUCCCAAGCAGGCUCUGCACUGACAAUGCCCACACACUGACAGCGCAGAGCCCAAAUGUGGGUCCCAAACUGAGGAAGGGUAAAAUGACCUGAGUGGAAACCAAGAGUCGGACACUGAACUGAGUCAUCCAGGCUCCCCUGAACUCUAUGAAUUUUAAAUGUAUGAUUUUAGACAUCAGGUGGAUUUUUCAGUUGUGGGAGGUAAUUGUGCUUGACUUGAAGUGGUGAGUAAUGAAGGGGGUCGUGAGGAUGCAGUGGAAAAUGUUUUGGGCUACUAGAAGGCCAUUUCCAGUGCUGUGUCUGACACUGAUUAGGAUGAUUUUGAAUAAACCCCCACCAAGUGGGGUUCAUUCAUUUUUUCUACGUAAAAUUAACUAAAUUAUCUCAAAGGGCCCUUCCAAUUUGUAAAUUCAUUGAUAAAUGAAUUUAACUGAAAAAUCCAGCUGGGCCAAACCUAAUGCCCCAUCUCCAUUUCCCACACUGCCACCAGAAAGAUACUUACAUUAUUGAGAGAAGGUGUCAGAGGACCAAAGGAAACACUUAGAGAUCAGUGUUGAAGAGAUCCUAUGCAAUCAACCUAUCAGUUGUGGAGAAUACAUGGAAAGCAGAUCCAUGAAACCUUACUGUUUGCUGGGAGAUAUAUAAGUAACUUACCCAUAGACACAUAAUUUAUUUAUGUACCUUAAGGUUGUACUGUUAUAAUAUUCCUCCCAUUCUUACUCAGAUGUUUUACAAAUAACUUCACAGUCUCUUAAUUUAUAAAUGGCAUGCCCUUCCAAGUGUUGAAAUACCAGGCUUAAAAUGAAUUUGUUGAACGUUCUACAAAUGAACACAAAACUGACAUUGUAUUCAGACAUAUAUUUUAAAUGUCUAUGGGUUGCAAGGAACUACAUAAAGUGACUGAAGGGCAACGAUGACAGCAAAAGACAAGUCUACUCUUGAGGGGCAGUCUAGGUGAGAUAAGGCAUGAAAGCAUUACAAAGUAAAUUUCAGGGUAAAAGCUAUCAAAAAAUUACAUCUAUCAAACUAGAAAUGGAGACAAUUCAGUGAGUCUAAAGUCAAAAGAGGACCAGGUGCUGGCAUCAUUCAAGAAAUGUAAAAUAAAACCCAGUCUUUCUGUUGCUCUGCCCAGAAUAUGAGCACUACCACUCCAUGCAGGUCUGUUCAAGGGAGAGUGACUCUGUUCCUGACCUCAGCCCUCUGUCUUUGAGUUUCACUUCUUGGAGUUUCACUUCAUUUUGAUUCAUACUUCCCCCAGGAGGGAACAUGUCUAGGAACGUGUGCUUUCCCCCGUCCCUGCUUUUAGAACUUUGACCCAGAUGGCAAAGACCAAGAUGCCUUUUCCCUCAUCUUUAAAUGGCAGAGACAGAUGGAAUUUUCAGAUCUAUCACUAAAAAUGGAGAGAAAUGAGGAAAGAAAAUUUAAUAGUUGGAAGGUGAAGAUAAGAACAGCAACACAAGUGCUAACAAUCAGGAUAGCAAAAACUGGCCUCAUAAAACAUCUAGGACCUUAUUUGGAUCAAGUGAGCCAGUUCUUCGAACCUGAACAAUGACUGCUGAGUCAAGGGAUACCGCAGAUUUGUCUCCACAGGCCACCCAGGAGGUGGAAGGCAUAGUGAUGGUGAAAGUGGAGGCGGAAGAUGAAGAUGAGGAAGGCCAUUUUCAAAGGGGAAGAAAUAGCAUAGAAUUAUCCCCACAAUUUAUUAGUCGGUCCACAACCAUGAAUGAGAGAGCCUUAUUAUCAUCAUAUUUGGUUGCCUAUCGAGUGGCAAAAGAGAAAAUGGCUCACACGGCUGCUGAAAAAAUUAUUCUUCCAGCAUGUAUGGAUAUGGUACGUACAAUUUUUGAUGAUAAAUCAGCUGAUAAAUUAAGAACUAUACCCCUGGGUGAUAAUACAAUAUCUCGUCGAAUCUGUACAAUUGCAAAACAUUUAGAGGCAAUGCUUAUUACACGGCUGCAGUCUGGUAUAGAUUUUGCAAUCCAACUUGACGAGAGCAUGGAUAUUGCAAAUUGCCCAACACUCUUGAUUUAUGUCAGGUAUGUGUGGCAAGAUGACUUUAUAGAGGACCUGUUGUGUUGUUUAAGUUUAAAUUCACUUAUAACGGGAUUAGAUUUAUUUACCGAAUUAGAAAAGUGCAUUGUUGGUCAAUAUAAAUUGAACUGGAAAAAUUGUAAAGGAAUUUCAAGUGAUGGAGCAGCAAAUAUGACUGGGAAACAUAGCAGGGUUAUUGAAAAAUUGUUAGAAGUAACACAUAACAAGGCUCUUUGGAAUCAUUGUUUUAUUCAUCAAGAAGCUUUGGUGUCCAAAGGAAUUCCACCAGGUCUAACGGAUGUAUUGAAAAACGCAGUGAAAAUUGUUAAUUUUAUUAAAGGAAGCUCCUUAAACAGCCGACUUCUCGAAAUAUUUUGUUUAGAGAUUGGAGUUAACCAUACCCACUUACUGUUUCAUACAGAAGUUCGUUGGCUGUCUCAAGGAAAAGUAUUGAGCAGAGUAUAUGAACUCAGGAAUGAGAUUUACAUUUUUCUCAUUGAAAAGCAAUCUCAUUUGGCAAAUGUUCUUGAAGAUGACCUAUGGGUAACAAAAUUGGCAUAUUUGAGUGAUAUUUUUGGCAUUCUUAAUGAAUUACAUUUGAAAGUACCGGGGAAGAACAAUGAUAUAUUUCAGUAUCUUGAAUGUACUCUAGGAUUCCAAAAGACAUUAUUGUUGUGGCAAGCAAGACUUAAAAGCAAUCGCCCUAGCUACUAUAUGUUCCCAAUGCUGUUGCAGCAUAUUGAAGAGAACGUUAUUAAUGAAGACUGCUUAAAAGAAAUAAAAUCAGAGAUAUUGAUGCAUCUCACUUCUUUGUCUCAAACCUUUCAUCAUUACUUCCCAGAAGAGAAAUUUGAAUUAAUAAAGGAAAAUAUUUGGAUGAAAGAUCCCUUUGUAUUUCAAACCCCAGAAUCAAUCAUUGAGUUAAACUUGGUGCCCGAAGAAGAGAAUGAAUUAUUGCAGCUCAGUUCAUCCUUCACACUGAGGAAUUACUAUAAGACAUUAAGUCUAUCAGCAUUCUGGAUUAAAAUUAAAGAUGAAUUUCCACUGCUAAGUAGAAAGAGCGUAUUGCUGCUAUUACCAUUCACAACUACCUAUUUGUGUGAACUAGGAUUUUCCAUCUUGACACGAUUAAAAACAAAGAAAAGAAAUAGGCUCAACAAUGCACCUGACAUGCGUGUGGCCCUAUCCUCAUGUGUUCCUGACUGGAAUGAACUUAUGAACAGGCAAGCACACCCAUCACAUUAAGUGUGAUGAGAUGCACUUAAUGAAAAGUGCUAUGAAAUGUGGUUUUUGUACUUUUUAAGGGUUUCUUUGGUAGAUGGUAUUUAUUAAUAAAAUUAUAUUUGGAAUUUA